Messenger RNA from Dermatophagoides pteronyssinus (European house dust mite), 4500 nucleotides. RefSeq names its product insulin receptor substrate 1 chico (gene chico). Lineage: Eukaryota; Metazoa; Arthropoda; Arachnida; Sarcoptiformes; Pyroglyphidae. Gene Ontology annotation, biological process: insulin receptor signaling pathway. The record is from RefSeq and is a predicted model, not a curated record. Gene Ontology annotation, cellular component: plasma membrane; cytosol. Gene Ontology annotation, molecular function: insulin receptor binding; phosphatidylinositol 3-kinase binding.
UGAAAUAACAACGACGACGACAACAUUGAAUCAACAUAGCAAAAAAAUAGUGAAUAAUAAUCAUGGAUUCUACUACAAUUCCAUCAUCAUCAUCAUCGGCGACGACAACAACAAAUCAACCAAUUUCAACAAGUUCAACGAUAACUAAUAUUAGUGAUGAACAACAACAACAACAACAAGAACAAUUUUGUAUGGCUGCUGCAAAUUGUCUUAAUAAUAAUAAUAACAAUGCUUUAUUAUUUUCAACUGGUGGUUCACAACAUUUUACCGAUGAUGUUCGUAAAUGUGGAACUAUGCGUAAAUUAAAGACAAAUAAACGUAGAUUUUUUGUUCUGCGUCUGAAUUCAUUGUUAACAUUGAGCAAAGCAACAAUUUCAUAUUAUGAUAAUGAAAAAAAAUUUCGUGAUAAAUGUCCAGCACGUCGUACAAUUAUGUUAGUAGAUUGUUUUGCAGUGGCACGUGUUCCCGAUCAAAAACGAUUUAUAUUGGGUAUCUAUACCAAAGAAGAUUUAUUAGCCACUAUAUGUGAUGAUGAAAAACAAUUAAAUGAAUGGUUACAAGCAAUUCGAUCGAUAUUAUAUCGUACACCUGAAUAUCAUUGUCGAUCGUUAAGAGAUUUUCAUUUUAUAUGGCAAGGACAUAUAAAUCGUGUGGAUGGUGCAUUACCUCGGUCUUUAAUUGGAACCUAUCGUUUUUGUUUGAUGCCUACUAUUUUGUAUUUGAUUCGUUUAGAAUCAUCCAAUUCAAAUAAUAAUAAUAAUAAUAAUAGUGUAGCCAACAAUAAUCCACCGAAUCGUUAUGAAUUUCCAUUAUCAAUUAUACAUCGUUGUGGACAUAAAGAUAAAACUUUUUAUCUAAAAAUUGGUCGUUUAUCCGAAUUGGGUGCCGGUGAAUGUUGGGUACAAACUGAUGAUCAAACAAUUGCUGAACAUAUGCAUGCUAAAGUAUCAUCAUUUUGGACAUUGAAUAAAAAUUCAAAAUCUAAUGCUGAAGAAAAUAGUAGCACAAAUAAUAACAAUACAACGUCAGGUGAUGAUCAUGGUCAAAGUUCAUCAACAGCAUCAUCAUUAGUCACUUAUCGACCAAGAAGUUCUUCUACAUCGAAUGCAAUUGAUCCAAAUCAAUUGUCCGAAUCAUCAUCGAGACAAUCUCAUCACUUGAUGAUGCAUCAAUUUAUGGCAGCUCAAUUUCAUCCUGGUCUUAAUCAAUAUCAUCAUCAUCAUACAAUGAAUAAUCGAAAUAGUAUGCCAGCAACCAGUAGUAGUACAUCAUCACAAUCACCAGUUAAUUCUCGUGAAAGAUUACAUUCAUGUUCAUCAUCAACCGGUGGUGGAGGUGGCGGUAGUGUUAGAUCACAUACUGCAAGUGAUUGCAGUAAUGAAGAUUUGUCUCAAGGAUAUUGUGCCAGUUCCAAUUCGAUUAGCAACAGUGUGGCUACUACACCAUUGGGUCCAAUGUUUCCACCUCCAUGGAAUUUACAUCAUCUAUGUCAUCAUCAUGGUAUGCCACAUCAUUAUACGCCAAUAGUUCCCACUUCUCAUCAUAAUCAUCCUCGUCAAUGUUCAUCAUCACAGAAUUCAUUCUAUCUAAACAAUUCUUUGGCUCAAUCUUCUAGUUCCUGUACUGGUGGUGGUGGUAUUCAUAAUCUACCUAAUCAGAUAAUUAAUAAUCCAAUCAAUUCAUCAAAUUCUUCUUUGUCCACUGAAACGGAUAUUCAAGAACAACAACAUAUUCAUGCUACUAUGUUUAGUCCAACAAAUUGUUUGGAUUUGCAUCCAAAUCAACAACAUGGUAAUCUAACAACUAUCGUUCAAGAUAACAGCGAAAAAGGUUUUUCUGCUGAUCUAGAUCUUUAUCCAGCCUAUAUACCUCCAUUUUCAUCUCAAACAACAUCAUCAGCAACAAUGCAGGCCUGUGCAAAUUGUUUUCAAAUGUAUUAUUUACCGUUGUUGCAACAACAACAACAACAUCAUCAUUCAUCUGCAACAUCAGGUCAACAGGCACAUCAUUCUCCCAUAACAUCUCCAAAAUGUCAUUGUUCUGCUUGUUUAAUGCAUUCAUUUGCACAUGAAUCAUCUAGUUCAUUAUCAUCUUCAUUAUCAUCUUCUAACACUAAUUGUUGUAUUAAUAAUGGUGGUCAAUCUUCUGUCAAUCAAAAUCAUCAUUAUUUACCCACUAUACCGGCUGGUGAACCAUCCGAUUAUGUUCCAAUGAAACCGAUGAAUGCUCAUAGUUCAAAUGAUGAUACAUCAAAAGCUAAUGAUGAAAUAUUGAAGAAAAAAUCAGAUGACAAUGAAGAAGAUAAUUGUUAUCUACAUAUGUCACCAUUGUCUGUUACAAAUGGUGAUGGAUCAAAUCCAAUAGUCACAUCAACAUCAAAUAGUAUUUCGAAUAGUAUUGAAUUUAAUUUAGAAAAAGUUCGUUCUUAUAUUCGAAAUGAUGAAAAUACUACUACUACUACUACUACCGGUAAGAAUAUACCUGUAACAAUUCCUGUAAAUAUGAAUGAAUCAAAUGAUGAUACUAUAUUCAAUGGAUUAACACGAGCUUAUUCAACUGGAAGUAAACCACAACCAUUAGCACCAUUAAUCGGUUCACAAUGUAAUAAUAAUAAUCAGCCUAAUGUUUCGAACAGAACAAAUAUUGAAACAGAUAAAGUUGUUAAACAACAGCAGCAGCAGCCAUCAUCAUCAGCAACUAUGACUAGUCAUCCAAUCCGAACUCGAGCAUCUUCAACUGGUAGUCAUGGAAUGAAAUUCAGUGCAUUUCUUAAUUCUCGACGUAAAAAUAAAAUGACAACAAUUAUUCCUGCUCAACAACAAUCACAAAUGACAAAUCCUCAAUUCCAUGGUGAUUGUUAUGGUAAUUGCCAAUUUCCAUUAUCAAUGGAAACAGCUUCUAGUUCAUGUUGUUCGUUAAUAGAAGAACAACCAACAAACAAAGCUGCUAGUGCACCUAUAUUAUCAUCGUUAGUUCAACCAAGAGUUAGAAGUUUAACAUUAGGAUCUAAACCGGCUGGACUUCGAUUACAUAAUCUAUUUAAAAAUAAAUCAAACAGUGUAACGGCGACAUCUUCUGUUCAUCAAAUUAAUCCCCUUCUACAAUGUUCAUCACAAAUACCAUCACACAAUAUCUACAGUCAUUCAUUGAUUGGUCAACCGAUCACAUCCUGUACCUGUUCUCAUCAUCAUAAUCAUUUUGGUCAUCAUCCUCAUCCUCAUAUGACAAUUUGUCCAUCCACAACAACAUCUCAACCAGUGCCACAUUUAAAUAAUCACCCAUUGCCUGUAUCAUUUUUACCAGAAGAAGGAGAUUUAAUGGAAAUUGAUUAUUCAGCCAACAAUAAAGGCAACAAAGAUAUUCAUCGACCUUUUCAAAAACAUCAUCAUAAUCAUCAUCAUCAUCACAAUCAUCAUCACCAUUAUCACUCAACAAAAUCAACAGCUACUGAUCAAAAGAUCAAUGAUUCAUCGAAUGAAACAAUUCAAAAUGAAUUAGGUAUGGACAAAAAAGACAAUGAUCAAUUUGUAUCAUCAUUUGAAUCUCAAUCAAAAUCAUCAGCAUCAGAUUUUUCCAAUCGAACUCGUAAAAAUUCGGAUUCUUCACAAUCAAAUUCUGAAAUAAUAAUGAUCAAUUCUCAUAAAUCAACAUCGAAAGAUCAUCAAACACAGAAAUCAAAUUCAAAUAAAUUGGAUCAUCUAGUUCAUACAUUUAAACAUAGUUUAUCAUUACAUAGUUCGAAACAAUCACAUUCGAUUAAUACAUCAUCAUCAUCAUAUGAUGAUAAUGAAGAUUAUAUUAUGUUUACACCUGGAUCAUCUAUGGACAAAAAUGAUCGUAAUAAUUUAUUUUCAAAAUCAUUACCCGAACAAAAUAUUAUUGAUCGUAAAUUGACAAAAACUUCGAAUCAAUUAGUAGCACCAUUAGCUACAAAUGAAAUUCUAAGCGAUGAUGAUCAACAACAUCAACAAAAUUUAGCUGAAGAAGCUGAAGACGAAGAAGAAUCAACUUAUGUAUUAAUGUCACCAGAUCAAUCGUCGAAUGCAUCAUCAUCAUCGACAACAAUUACAUCAAACAAUAGUGAUAAUAAUAAAAAAUCUAGUUCGAAAAAACAUAAAAGUUUAGCAAUGCGAUCACUUUUUGCAUCAUUAAAAAAUACCGCUAGUCACGGUAAUCAUCAAAGUUCUGGUUCAAGAUUUCGAAUCAAAAGAAGUAUUAGUAGUUGUAAUAAUGAUAAUAAUAAUAUCAAAACAACCAGUGAUCGAAAUCAACGUCAAAAUUCAUCACGUUCUGAAUCUUCACCAUUAGAUGAUGCACCAUUAUCAUUAUCAUCAUCAUCAUCACAAACAACUAAAAAAUCAUCGACUAACAAUAUUUCAAAGACACCACCACCACCGACUGCAACAAUUAUUACAUGAUUAUUAUUAUUCUUUGACUUUUUUUCUUCUUUUUUUUAAUGAUGAUCCCAAUUGACAAAAUUCUGUUCAAUGUAUUUAAUAU